Molecule: messenger RNA, 3730 nt
Organism: Pelmatolapia mariae (spotted tilapia)
Lineage: Eukaryota; Metazoa; Chordata; Actinopteri; Cichliformes; Cichlidae
Gene: slc38a6
Product: solute carrier family 38 member 6
Exons: 16
Coding region: 163-1521 (452 amino acids)
Biological process (GO): amino acid transmembrane transport; L-glutamine transport
Cellular component (GO): plasma membrane
Molecular function (GO): L-glutamine transmembrane transporter activity
Source: RefSeq, a predicted model, not a curated record
AGGCACGUGACUCAACAUCAACAGUGAUCAGCUGACAAGUUUAGAGGAGGAGAGUUUGAGAUGGUAUCGUAACUCUGCGGCUCCCCGUCUCCUCUCAAUCUGCGAGGGUUUUUUUUUUUUUAAGCUAAUAAAUUUGUUUCCCGCUUCGGUUCCCCACCCACAAUGAGCAUCAACAACGAUGUGGACGUGGUCCGUGAACGCACCGCCCGGGACACCGAAGAGACUGCACCUCUGUUACAGGGAGCUGUGCUAUCCAGAGCCAGAGGUGCCUCCUUCGCCUCCUCCGUGUUUAACCUGAUGAACGCAAUCAUGGGCAGCGGCAUACUGGGUCUAGCUUAUGCCAUGGCUAGCACUGGAAUAGUUGGGUUUUGUAUCCUGUUGGUGCUGGUGUCCAGCCUGGCUGCGUACUCUAUACACCUCCUGCUGAAGCUCUGUGACCAAACAGGUAUCAAUUCAUAUGAAGACCUCGGAGGGAAAGCCUUACAAAAACCAGGAAAAGUUCUGGUUGGAAUCGCUAUUCUUAUCCAAAAUAUCGGUGCCAUGUCAUCCUAUUUGUUCAUCUUGAAGUCGGAGCUUCCUGCAGCCAUCAGCAGCCUCCUGAGUGCAGACAGCACAGGAAAUGCCUGGUAUGAGGAUGGCAGGCUGCUUCUGAUCAUAAUCACACUUUGUGUCAUUCUACCUCUGUCGUUGUUGCCUAAAAUUGGCUUCCUGGGAUACACUAGUAGUCUCGCCUUCUUAUUCAUGCUGUACUUUGCAGUUGUGGUCGUGGUCAAGAAAUGGUCCAUCCCCUGCCCACUGCCCCACAAUAUAACAUCCCUUUCAGGUGCCUUCAAGAUAUCAAAUUCCUCUGACUCAGAGUGUUCUCCAAAACUCUUCGUCAUCUCUAGUAAGAGUGCCUAUGCCAUCCCCACCAUGGCCUUCUCCUUUCUGUGCCACACGGCUGUCCUGCCGAUCUACUGCGAACUGGAUCGACCUACCAAAACCAGGAUGCAGAAGGUCACGAAUAUCGGCAUCAGCCUCAGCUUCUUGCUGUACUUUAUUUCUGCGCUGUUUGGCUACCUCACCUUCUACGCUCACGUGGAAUCCGAGCUGCUCCUCAGUUAUGAUGCAUACUUGCCCCGGGACAUCAUGGUGAUAACGGUUCGACUGGCCAUCCUCCUGUCUGUGCUGCUGACUGUGCCACUUAUACACUUCCCUGCCCGUAAAGCUGCGAUUUUGAUGCUUUUCGGGGGGCGUGAUUUUUCUUGGCUGAUCCACAUCGCUGCAACUCUAACCAUCCUGUGUGUGGUGCUGAUACUCGCCAUCUUUGUGCCUGAUAUCAGAAAUGUGUUUGGAGUAGUAGGAUCAACAACAUCCAGCUGCCUCUUAUUUGUUUUUCCGGGCAUCUUCUACCUCAAAAUCAGAAGGCAGCCCCUCAGGUCCUUCGACUCUGUUGGGGCUGCACUACUCGUGGUCUUUGGCGUGAUUAUGGGAGUCAUCAGUUUCUGUGUUAUCGUCAUCACAUGGGCAAAGAGCUCCUAGCCCCCUUCUGGUCUCCUCCCCCAGACCAACAACAAAACCAAAGAAAAUGAAGCGUGCACCAAACAAACUGAAAGUCGAAUAAAUAAAGGGAACAGCAUCGCCCCCAGGCAUUUUAUUUAUGAUAAAAUUAUUCUACAUUUGUUUUUUUCAUGUUCUUUCCAAUCUCAGCUGAAUGUUUACAUCUCCUGUACUGUACUGACUUUUGUACUGUACCAAAUUCAGGGCAAGUCUUGUCUUUUUUUUUUUCAAAUCUGAUGUGUGGGUUUGUGAUACAAAGCUGUAAAUUUACUUUAAUGUGCUUGUUUUUUCAUUCCUACUUGUUCUGUGUUUGCGAUUUUUGCACUUUAUGUAAAUUAUUGACCACCUGAUGAAGACUACAUCGAAGUUUACUGCUCUCCUAAAUUUUGUAUGUGACACUAUAUGUAUUUGUAAACACAGUGGAAAGGUUUUAUGAAUCACAUUUAUUUUUUUGGGCAUUUGUUUUGAGUGUCUUUGAGCUUUGAGCAGUCUAAAAUCAGGUAAAACUAUUUCUGCUACACCGUCUGCUGCAGUGAAUGUGAUAAAACCGGUGAUCAGUUUGUUGGUUCAUUAUGGCGCGCGCCACGUGGGCCUAAUUUAAAAUGAUGUGUUAGAUUGUAUCAAAUUGCUAGCACUUGAUAAAAGAGACACUGUUUAUGUAAUGACAUGUCAGUUUUGCUCUAUUUAACCACUAAAAUGUCUUUAUCAGUAUUCUGGAAAGCUCAUCAGUCAAAACAUGUCUGCUUGUUUGAUUGGCAGGCACACUGCUGAGGCCCCGCUCCUCAGUUGUACUGUGGUUUUCAGCCUGUAGCUAAUGAAAGCCACAUGCUCUGUACGUUUCUAAUCAUGAUGCUGUUUAGAUUGUCUUCAUGCUGCCUCUGGAACCUACGGCCACCCGACUGCUGCUUUUAAUCUGAGGAAUUAGGCAGGCUGGCCCCCGCCAUCCCUGCGAGAAAGCAGCGGCUGCAGGAUUUUCACGCCACCCUUUUUCCUUUUUCUUUUUUUUUUUUUUAAAGAAGAUUCAGUAAUGCAGGGAAUGUCCCCCUGCUUCAAUCCACCCCUCUUAAGGACACUCCCAAACAUAAAGGGCACCACAGCUGAAUAUAUAUUUGGUUGUCAUAAGGGGUAGAAGCAAUGAAGUAUGACAGCAGAAAAAAAUACUGAAGUACAUUUUUCCAAAUAAUUGUAAUAAUUUGGGGCUUGAAGGAAUAAUUUAAAGAAAUGCCAGUGAGAAAUUCCUUAGAUAAAGUAGCUAUAAAUGUAGUGGGAAAACAACAGUGUUUCUGACAAAUAGGAACAGAAAUUAAGAAUCCUGAUCCUCUCCUGCACCGGAUCGUUAACAAACCUCUAUACUAAACGCAAAAGCAGAGCAAGAUUGCCACCUAGUGUCAGACUGUGUCCACAGCAGUCCAGGUCAGCACCAUCUCACAGAAACUCAGGCGUCCUAUGUUUUAUCAAAACCUAACUAGGUGAAGAUAACCACAUGCUCAGAUAUUUUUCCAGGUUUAUAAUGAGCUGGAAAAAUGCAUGUUAACUCAAACCAGAGCUGGGUUUUGUUUUGUUUUUUUUAAUGGAGAUCUGACUGGGUCCCGAGUCCUCGGGCCCAGAGGUGGGAGUGUUUUUGUUUAGUUAAACUCACUCACACCCUGGGCCCAUGUCCAGCAGUAUGACAGCACCAUCUCCCAGGGUUAAAGGAUGGAAUGAGCCAGCAGAGGAGCGAUGGUGGGCCGGAAUUAAGCCCCCGCUGGCAGCCGCCACUUUUGUAUUGUUUCAAGAGGUGUCGGCUGUGUUCUUUGAAAAUCAUUUUCUGUUGUUGGAAAUCAGGAGAAGGGCUGGCUUUGAACCUGGUGUCCUCACUUUGACCUUCAGCCUAGUUUGCCCAUCCUGUGUGUGAAAACAGGCUGGGAACCACUGGAUUAGAUAUGCAGAAAGUAUUAUCUACGUUUCUACAGGUGGCUGGAGACUGUUAUCAGUGUGUCUUCUCUCUCCCUCCCCUCACCCCACCCGGUCACGGCAGAUGGCUGCCCCUCCUGAGCCUGUUUCCGGCUUUUUUUUCCUGUUAAGAAGGAGUUUUUCCUUCCCGCUGUUGCCAAGUGCUUGGUCACAGGGAGUCGUCUCAUUGUUGGAGUUUUCUCUGCGUUAUUGUAGCGCCUUUACCAACACAAAGCAACUUAAGGUGACUGUUGUUGUG